This is a messenger RNA of Orussus abietinus, 2906 nucleotides long. RefSeq names its product serine/threonine-protein kinase PINK1, mitochondrial (gene Pink1). Gene Ontology annotation, biological process: protein phosphorylation; autophagy of mitochondrion; regulation of apoptotic process. Gene Ontology annotation, molecular function: protein serine/threonine kinase activity; ATP binding. The record is from RefSeq and is a predicted model, not a curated record. NCBI's taxonomy places the organism in Eukaryota, Metazoa, Arthropoda, Insecta, Hymenoptera, Orussidae. The transcript has 7 exons. Gene Ontology annotation, cellular component: mitochondrion. The coding region runs from base 177 to 2144 and encodes 655 amino acids.
ACGUAACUCGACGUGACGCGACGUGACUCUAGAGGGGAUAGCAGUCUCGUGGACGAGCGAUGCGCACGUUCGCGACAGUCUCGAGAUAUCGGAACGGAUCGACUCGUCGAGGGGUCGAACAGGCUCGGGUUAAGGUUUGCGGGUCUUGCUAGGUUAGGGCGCGUUGAUGCGAGUUCAUGCGUGCAUCUCGGGUCGACGUCGAGGUCUUGUCGGCGGAGCUGCUCGCCGCCUUCAGGUCGCUCCUCUGGGGUGAGUCCUUGGCCCGCUGGGCUCUCCCGGCCCAGGAUUACGGAGAGAUGUCUAUACGGACGGCUGCCUACCGUCUCAUACAAAAUGGUCGGGUCCUUCUACGCUCUGUCAGAAAUCCGGAACAUAGGUACAAUAGCUACAAUCCCGGGAGCCCGUUCGGCAAAAUACACGUUGCGCAAGCAGGAAGGUCCCAGGGCCCGUUGCCCGAGGGUGGCAGCAAUGUCGCAAAGAACACAGGUCAUCUUAGCUUCUUUGGAGCCCAAGCUCGACGCCUGUUUGUUGAUAAUAUCUUAAAACGAGUGACAAACAGCCUCGCUGCAGAUCUGCGAAGACGUGCAGCCAGUCGUCUUUUGUUUGGCGAUUCUGCACCGUUCUUUGCACUCGUUGGAGUAUCAUUGGCUUCUGGUACUGGGAUUCUUACAAAGGAAGAUGAAUUGGAAGGUGUCUGUUGGGAAAUCAGGGAGGCUGUAUCGAAGGUGCGGUGGAACAAACCGUGUAACGACAAGAAUUACGAAAGGACCAUGAAUGAAGGUAACCCUGCAACCUUAAAGGACUUUGUAAUAGGUCCGAUCAUAGCUAAAGGUUGCUCCGCAGUAGUUUAUGCGGCACGUUUAAAGGAUUCUAAUCAGUACUCAGAGAACCAGGAGGUAACAUUGGAUGAUAAAACCUCUGGACUAUUUUCUUUCCCUUUGGCCAUUAAAAUGAUGUUCAAUUACGAUGUCGAAUCGAACGCUUUUGCAAUCUUGAGAGCCAUGUAUCGAGAAACUGUACCAGCCAGAAAGCAAUAUCAGAAUGAAGAGUUAGCUGAAUGGGAGCAAAAGAUGGCUAAUAGUAGAAGAUCGUUACCACCUCAUCCGAAUAUUGUUGCGAUGUAUUACGUUUUCGCCGACAGAGUGCCUUCUCUGCCUGGUUCAUCGCGAAUGUAUCCAGAUGCUUUGCCUACACGAAUCAACCCAGAUGGGUCUGGCAGAAAUAUGAGUUUAUUCCUUUUGAUGAAAAGGUAUGAUGUUACUUUGAAACAGUAUAUGGCAAACCGAGAAGUGAACACAAGAGAAUCGAUCUUAUUGCUGGCUCAACUGUUGGAGGGAGUGGCCCACUUGAGCAGUCACGGUAUUGCACACAGGGAUCUUAAAAGUGACAAUAUCCUCCUUGAUCUUUCCGAGGAGUCCGAUAAUUGUCCUUCCUUGGUUAUCACGGAUUUUGGUUGCUGCCUCGCAGAUAAAACUCACGGCUUGUACUUACCUUAUAAUACACAUGACAUCGACAAAGGUGGCAAUGCUGCCCUUAUGGCACCGGAAGUGGUAACUGCAGAACCAGGUCCUUUCACUAGCAUUAAUUACACCAAGGCUGAUCUAUGGACUGUAGGAACGAUAGCAUAUGAGAUAUUCGGCUUAAAGAAUCCAUUUUAUGGAGACGGUACUGAAAGUGCACCGCUGAAAAAUUACAAUUACGAUGAGGCCGCACUUCCGCCACUUCCUGAGUCCGUUCCACUAAUCAUAGCUGCGGUGGUUAAAAAUAUGUUGAGCCGAAGCCUUUACAGACGGCUCAGUGCAGAAAUGGCAGCUACGAUAAUGCAACUCUAUCUUUGGGCCCCGAGCUCGUGGUUCCGGAACGAGGGUAAAAUUCCGUCCAGUAAUGAGAUUCUGCAGUGGCUUCUGUGCUUGACCACAAAAGUUCUCUGCGAAGGACACGUGAUUACGUUGAAUCAGCCUGAAACACUUUACGAGAAAGAGAAGCGUGGGCACAGUGGACCGCAAACUUACAACAGGACAAUGUCAACGCGUUCCUGUGGACGUCGCACAAUGCCGGAAUAUCAGCUGAUCGCUAGUUUCCUCGGUAGAGUCACUCUCGGUAACGUCAGAGAUGGCUUUAAGUGGAUACAAAAUAACGCUUAAGGUUUUCAUAAACAUAUUAGAUCGUUCGAAGCACGUUUAUGCUACGGAUAACAUCGGGAAGUGGACAUCGUCCCUUGCUCUCGUUAAAUCUUAGUCGAAAGUUGAAGUAAUUAAUUCGGGUUAACGGCUGUGUCGCAAGAGUAACGAAUCAUAAAGUUCAUCCUUUAAGGUUUCUGCAGCGAAAAAAUGAACUCUUUUCUCUGCAGUCUUGCUUCUGCUUUCACUUUUUAUAACAUUGCGGAUACAUAUCGAAGGUUGCUAUCUUGUUCCACGAAAGAUUAUUCAAUGCAAAUUUUAGGUAGAUUAUUAUAACGUUCGUUCAGUCGUUUAUAUUUCAUGCAUGCAGCCAUUCUUUUGUUACUCGAGUGCCUUUAACCUCAACAAGGAUUUGGGAUUCGUUUUAUUUUUAGCUCUGUUAUUUGAUUAACAUGUUUAAUAAUUUCUAGUCUUAUAUUCGUUCUAAGAAAAAUGUUAAUGCAGUCGAAAUUCAGGGGAACCGAUGAAAAGUCGAACGAUGUACUCACGCUCGAAUGUGUUUAUUGGCGCGCGAGAAACUUAAAACUUCUUUACUCGAUUUGCGUUUUAGAUCGUACGCUAUUCGUGUUGAAUUACUUAAAUCUUCAAGGCUGUGUGUUGAAUCGUUAUCUUUGCGAUUGAAAGUUAUAUGUAAGCGAAUAGUGUAAAUAUGUAGUUACAGUCUCGCCACGCGCAAGAGCGAAGUGCUAGUAUAAAAGAAAUCAGAAGUAAACUUUGUACAUAUAA